UGGAUUUCUUGCGGCGCGUCCCCAAACGUUUAGGAUUGGCGGCCAUCUUGUCAACACAACACACGCCGCUUUGCUUGGCUGCAAGAUACAUCUCAUCAUUCCUGGAGGCGUAGUAACGAAUGUCCAUUGCGUGGUAGGAGACAAGUGAGAGAUGGCGCUGCCGCCAUAUCUCAUCCCGGGCAGCCCAUGGGCCUACAUGGCACAGCAGCAGGCCCAGCUUGCAGCUGCCCAGGCUCAGGCUGCCCAUGCCCAGAUGCAUGCACACUUCCAGGCCCAGGCACAGGCCCACACUGCCCAGGCCCAGGCCAUCCCCCGCCCCCAGGCUGGCCCCCCACCUGUGGAGAAUGUCUCCCUGGAGAAGAUGCAGGAGAAGGCACGAAGAUGGCAGCAGCUACACAACAAGAAAUAUGCUGAGAAGCGCAAGUUUGGCUUUGUUGAUGUGCAGAAGGAGGAGAUGCCGCCGGAGCACAUCCGCAAGAUCAUCCGUGACCAUGGAGACAUGUCGAGCCGCAAGUACCGGCAUGACAAAAGGGUGUACCUGGGCGCUCUCAAAUUCAUGCCUCAUGCUGUUCUCAAGCUCCUUGAAAACAUGCCAAUGCCCUGGGAGCAGAUCAGAGAUGUGCAGGUGCUGUACCACAUCACAGGUGCCAUCACGUUUGUCAAUGAGAUCCCGUGGGUGAUUGAGCCAGUGUACAUCUCCCAGUGGUCAACCAUGUGGAUGAUGAUGAGGAGAGAGAAGAGGGACCGUCGUCACUUCAAGCGCAUGAGAUUCCCACCCUUUGAUGAUGAGGAGCCGCCCCUGGACUUUGCAGACAAUGUGCUGGACGUGGAGCCCCUUGAGGCUAUCCAGAUGGAGCUAGACCCAGAGGAAGAUGUGGAGGUUGCUGACUGGUUCUACGAGCACAAACCCUUGAUAGACACCAAACAUGUCAAUGGCCCCACCUACCGCAAGUGGCGCCUCACCCUGCCCCAGAUGGCAACUCUGUACCGUCUGGCAAACCAGUUGCUCACUGAUGUCUGUGACAACAACUACUUUUACCUCUUUGAUCUGAAGUCUUUCUUCACAGCAAAAGCCCUGAACAUGGCACUGCCUGGAGGUCCCAAAUUUGAGCCAUUGAUCAAAGAUAUGAACCCAGCAGAUGAAGACUGGAACGAGUUCAAUGACAUCAACAAGAUCAUUGUUAGGCAUCAGGUGCGCACAGAAUAUCGCAUUGCAUUCCCUUAUCUGUUCAACAACAUGCCACAGUAUGUUCACCUGAGCUGGUACCACACCCCUGUGGUGCUCUACAUCAAGACAGAGGACCCAGAUCUGCCUGCCUUCUACUUUGACCCACUCAUCAACCCUAUCUCCCACCGCAACACUGUCAAGGGCGAGGUGUUGCUGCCUGAUGAUGAUGAGGAAUUUGAGUUGCCAGAAGGUGUUGACUCUCUUCUGAAGGAGUGGCAGUUGUAUGAUGAUGCAACAGCAAAUGGCAUAGCUCUCCUGUGGAGCCCCCGGCCCUUCAACAUGCGCUCAGGCACCAUGAGGCGGGCCAUCGAUGUGCCCCUUGUGAAGAUGUGGUACAGGGAGCACUGUCCACCAGGUCAACCAGUGAAGGUGCGCGUGUCAUACCAGAAGCUGCUGAAGUACUACGUGCUCAAUGCCCUCAAGCACCGACCUCCCAAAGCCCAGAAGAAGCGCUACCUGUUCCGCUCCUUCAAGGCCACCAAGUUCUUCCAGACGACAACGCUGGACUGGGUGGAGGUGGGCCUGCAGGUCUGCCGGCAGGGCUACAACAUGCUCAACCUCCUCAUCCAUCGCAAGAAUCUCAACUAUCUUCACUUGGACUACAACUUCAACCUCAAGCCUGUCAAGACCCUCACCACUAAGGAACGUAAGAAGUCCAGGUUCGGCAAUGCUUUCCAUCUGUGCCGUGAGAUCCUCCGUCUUACUAAGCUGGUGGUGGAUGCCCAUGUGCAGUACCGGCUCAACAAUGUUGAUGCCUUCCAGCUGGCAGAUGGUCUCCAGUAUAUUUUUGCUCAUGUUGGCCAGCUGACUGGGAUGUAUCGCUACAAGUACAAGCUCAUGAGGCAGAUCCGUAUGUGCAAGGAUCUCAAGCAUGUCAUCUACUACAGGUUCAACACAGGACAGGUGGGUAAAGGCCCUGGGUGUGGCUUCUGGGCCCCUGGAUGGAGGGUGUGGCUCUUUUUCAUGAGAGGCAUCACCCCUCUGCUGGAGCGGUGGCUUGGGAAUCUUCUCUCCCGUCAGUUUGAGGGUCGCCACAGCAAGGGUGUGGCCAAGACAGUCACCAAACAGCGGGUGGAGUCACACUUUGAUCUAGAGCUUCGUGCUUCUGUCAUGCAUGAUAUCCUGGACAUGAUGCCAGAAGGGAUCAAGCAGAACAAGGCUCGUACUAUCCUCCAGCAUCUCUCUGAGGCUUGGAGGUGCUGGAAAGCCAACAUCCCCUGGAAGGUUCCUGGCCUGCCUACUCCUAUUGAAAACAUGAUCCUCCGCUAUGUCAAGAUGAAAGCUGACUGGUGGACCAACACAGCCCACUACAACCGUGAGCGCAUCCGCCGUGGAGCAACAGUGGACAAGACAGUGUGUAAGAAGAACAUGGGAAGGCUCACUCGCCUGUACCUCAAGUCAGAGCAGGAGCGUCAACACAACUACCAGAAGGAUGGACCAUACAUUAGUCCUGAGGAAGCUGUAGCCAUCUACACCACCACUGUGCAUUGGCUGGAGUCUCGCCGCUUUGCCCCCAUUCCCUUUCCUCCACUUUCCUACAAGCAUGACACCAAGCUGCUCAUCCUAGCCCUGGAGAGACUCAAGGAAGCCUACAGUGUCAAAUCCCGCCUCAACCAGUCACAGCGAGAGGAGCUCGGACUGAUUGAACAAGCCUAUGACAACCCUCACGAGGCCUUGUCACGCAUCAAGCGUCAUCUUCUGACUCAGCGAGCCUUCAAGGAAGUUGGCAUAGAGUUUAUGGAUCUUUACAGCCACCUGAUCCCUGUGUAUGAUGUAGAGCCUCUAGAGAAGAUCACAGAUGCAUACUUAGAUCAGUAUCUGUGGUAUGAAGCAGACAAGCGUCGCCUCUUCCCACCAUGGGUGAAGCCUGGGGACUCUGAACCUCCACCACUGUUGGUUUACAAGUGGUGCCAGGGAAUCAACAAUCUCACAGAUGUCUGGGAUACAGCAGAUGGAGAGUGCAAUGUCAUGCUGGAGUCCAAAUUUGAGAAGCUGUAUGAGAAGAUUGACUUGACGCUGCUCAACAGACUGCUGCGUCUCAUUGUUGACCACAACAUUGCAGAUUACAUGACAGCCAAGAAUAACGUGGAUAUCAACUACAAGGACAUGAACCACACUAAUCGUUAUGGCAUCAUCCGAGGUCUUCAGUUUGCUUCUUUCAUCGUCCAGUACUAUGGCCUGGUGAUGGAUCUCCUUGUGCUGGGUCUCAAGCGCUCAGCAGACAUGGCUGGUCCUCCACAGAUGCCCAAUGACUUUCUUAACUUCCAGGACGUAGCCACAGAAACCCAGCACCCCAUCCGCCUUUACUCCCGGUACAUAGACCGGAUUCAUAUCUUCUUCCGCUUCUCGGCUGAGGAGGCGAAAGACCUCAUCCAGCGGUACCUAACAGAGCACCCAGAUCCCAACAAUGAGAACAUCGUUGGCUACAACAACAAGAAGUGCUGGCCAAGAGAUGCCCGGAUGCGGCUCAUGAAGCACGACGUCAACCUUGGCCGAGCAGUGUUCUGGGACAUCAAGAAUCGUCUGCCACGCUCAGUCACUACAGUAACAUGGGAGAGUUCCUUUGUCUCUGUGUACUCCAAAGACAAUCCCAACCUGCUGUUCAACAUGUCUGGGUUUGAGUGCCGCAUUCUGCCCAAAUGCCGCAUGACCCAUGAAGAGUUCAAGCAUAGAGAUGGUGUCUGGAACCUGCAGAACGAGGUGACAAAGGAGAGGACAUCCCAGUGUUUCUUGAGAGUGGAUGAUGAAUCUAUGCAGAGGUUCCACAAUCGUGUCAGACAGAUCCUUAUGGCUUCUGGGUCAACAACUUUCACCAAAAUUGUCAACAAGUGGAAUACAGCUCUGAUUGGCCUGAUGACCUACUACAGGGAGUCUGUGGUAAACACACAGGAACUGCUGGACCUCCUGGUGAAAUGUGAAAAUAAGAUUCAAACUCGUAUCAAGAUUGGCUUGAAUUCCAAAAUGCCUUCUAGGUUCCCUCCAGUUGUCUUCUACACUCCAAAGGAGUUAGGAGGCUUGGGUAUGUUGUCCAUGGGUCAUGUUCUCAUUCCUCAGUCUGACCUGCGUUGGAGCAAGCAGACAGAUGUGGGCAUCACUCACUUCAGAUCUGGCAUGAGUCAUGAUGAAGACCAGCUCAUUCCAAACUUGUACAGGUACAUCCAGCCAUGGGAAACGGAAUUCCUCGACUCACAGAGAGUGUGGGCUGAAUAUGCUCUUAAAAGACAAGAAGCCACAGCACAGAACCGCAGAUUGACUCUUGAGGAUCUGGAGGACUCCUGGGACCGAGGGAUUCCAAGAAUUAACACACUCUUCCAGAAAGAUCGUCACACCCUGGCUUAUGAUAAAGGAUGGCGCAUCCGAACAGAGUUCAAACAGUACCAGGUGCUGAAACAGAAUCCCUUCUGGUGGACACAUCAGCGCCAUGAUGGUAAGCUGUGGAACCUGAACAACUACAGGACUGACAUGAUCCAGGCCCUUGGAGGUGUGGAGGGCAUCCUGGAGCACACACUCUUCAAGGGAACAUACUUUCCCACAUGGGAAGGUCUCUUCUGGGAGAAAGCCUCAGGUUUUGAAGAGAGCAUGAAGUAUAAAAAACUGACCAAUGCCCAAAGAUCAGGUCUCAACCAGAUCCCCAAUCGUCGCUUCACUUUGUGGUGGUCACCCACAAUCAACAGGGCAAAUGUGUAUGUGGGUUUCCAGGUGCAGCUUGACCUGACUGGCAUUUUCAUGCAUGGCAAGAUUCCCACACUGAAGAUCUCUCUCAUUCAGAUAUUCAGAGCUCACUUGUGGCAGAAAAUCCAUGAGUCUGUUGUCAUGGAUCUUUGUCAAGUGUUUGAUCAGGAGCUGGAUGCCCUGGAGAUUGAGACGGUGCAAAAGGAAACCAUCCAUCCUCGAAAGUCAUACAAGAUGAACUCCUCCUGUGCUGACAUUCUGCUCUUUGCAGCCUACAAAUGGAACUAUUCCAAACCUUCGCUCCUGGCAGACUCCAAGGACACCAUGGAUGGCUCCACCACACAGAAGUAUUGGAUUGAUGUACAGCUCAGGUGGGGUGACUAUGAUUCCCAUGAUGUUGAGCGCUAUGCUAGAGCAAAGUUCUUGGACUACACUACAGACAACAUGUCUCUCUACCCAUCUCCAACAGGUGUCUUGAUUGCCAUUGAUUUAGCUUACAAUCUACACAGUGCUUAUGGUAACUGGUUCCCAGGAGCAAAGCCCUUAAUACAGCAAGCUAUGGCAAAAAUCAUGAAAGCCAACCCUGCCUUGUAUGUAUUGCGUGAGCGCAUUCGUAAAGGUCUCCAGUUGUACUCCUCUGAACCUACUGAACCAUACCUUUCCUCCCAGAACUAUGGUGAACUUUUUUCCAAUCAGAUCAUCUGGUUUGUUGAUGAUACAAAUGUGUACAGAGUGACCAUUCACAAAACAUUUGAAGGUAACUUGACAACUAAACCCAUCAAUGGUGCCAUUUUCAUUUUCAACCCUCGCACAGGCCAGCUCUUCCUGAAAAUCAUCCACACCUCUGUGUGGGCUGGACAGAAACGUUUGGGUCAGCUGGCUAAGUGGAAGACUGCUGAGGAAGUUGCUGCCCUCAUUCGGUCUUUACCUGUAGAGGAGCAACCUAAGCAGAUCAUUGUCACCAGGAAAGGCAUGUUGGAUCCUCUUGAGGUUCACUUGUUGGAUUUCCCCAAUAUUGUCAUCAAGGGUUCAGAGCUGCAGCUGCCCUUCCAGGCUUGCCUGAAGGUAGAAAAGUUUGGUGAUCUGAUCCUGAAGGCAACAGAGCCCCAGAUGGUGCUCUUCAAUCUGUAUGAUGACUGGUUAAAGAACAUUUCAUCAUACACUGCUUUCUCCCGUCUCAUCCUUAUCUUGCGAGCCCUUCAUGUCAACAAUGACCGCACCAAGGUUCUGCUCAAGCCUGACAAGACCACAAUUACAGAGCCUCACCAUAUCUGGCCCUCCCUUAGUGAUGAAGACUGGGUCAAGGUAGAAGUGCAGCUUAAAGAUCUCAUUCUUGCAGAUUAUGGUAAAAAGAACAAUGUAAAUGUAGCUUCCCUUACACAGUCUGAGAUCAGGGACAUUAUUCUGGGUAUGGAAAUCAGCGCUCCUUCAGCCCAGAGGCAACAGAUUGCUGAAAUUGAGAAGCAGACUAAGGAACAGUCCCAGCUCACAGCCACCACCACACGCACUGUUAACAAGCAUGGUGAUGAAAUUAUCACCUCUACCACUAGCAACUACGAGACCGCGACAUUCAGCAGCAAAACUGAAUGGCGAGUUAGGGCGAUAUCUGCCACCAACCUCCACCUGCGUACUAAUUAUAUCUAUGUUUCUUCAGAUGACAUCAAGGAAACUGGAUUCACUUACAUUUUACCAAAGAAUGUUUUGAAGAAGUUUAUCAUUAUCUCAGAUCUGCGUACACAGAUUGCAGGGUACCUGUAUGGUGUGAGUCCUCCAGACAAUCCUCAAGUGAAGGAGAUCCGCUGCAUUGUGAUGCCACCCCAGUGGGGAACACAUCAGAUGGUUCACCUCCCACACAAGCUGCCAACGCAUGAAUUCCUGAAUGAGCUUGAGCCUUUGGGAUGGAUUCACACUCAGCCCAAUGAACUGCCUCAGCUCUCUCCUCAUGACAUCACCACCCAUGCCACCGUCAUGGCUGACAACAGCUCCUGGACAACAGACCGUACCAUUGUCAUCACCUGUUCCUUUACGCCAGGCUCCUGUUCUCUGCAGGCCUACAAGCUAACACCCUCUGGCUUUGAGUGGGGCCGUAACAACAAGGACAUGGGCAAUAACCCCAAAGGUUACUUACCUUCACACUAUGAGAAGGUCCAGAUGCUUCUCUCUGACCGCUUUCUAGGCCUUUUCAUGACUCCGCUGCAAGGAUCCUGGAAUUACAACUUCAUGGGAGUACGUCAUGACCCUAACAUGAAGUACGACCUUCAGCUGGCAAGUCCAAAAGAGUUUUACCAUGAGGUCCACCGUCCUGCACACUUCCUUAACUUCUCUUCACUAGACGAGGCAGACACAGCUGGUGCAGAUAGAGACAAUGCCCUGGAGUAAUCAGUUCCAAUUGUGCUGUGAAAAGUCUUACUGCAUCACUCACUACUAGUUCUCAGUGAAUGUUCAUCAAAGUUCAACAUGAAUAAUGCACAGUUUCAGUGUGUAUGUACAAAAUAUGGGUUGCCAAAUUACUAGAGCUCUGAUGAAAAGUGUGGUCUUACUUCCAAUGAUUUUGCUAGUACUUAUGUUGAGUCAUAUUUCACUUCUAGGUGUGAAUAAUAAUCUUUAUUUUGGCUGUUAUAAUUUAGCAACCCUGUAUGCUGGCAGAUUAUUAGAGGCAACAGUGGUUUGUGGGAAAGAAGAAUGUGUUGCCAUGAAAUGUGAUCAACUAUUUUAACAGAGACAUGGGAAAACUCAUUAACUGGAUGGCUGUGAAGUACACUGUCUCCUGCAGAGCUGCUGAGCUACUAAGCUCUCCUUCCCUGACAUGUUUGAUGGCAUUUCAUUGUAACUUUCUCAUUAGUACGGGAUAUAUUUUCCUUUUAUUGAUAUUAGAAAGAUAACAUGGCAUCUUGCCCGGGCUACAUUCCUGUAAGGGGAAUGGUAUAUAAAUAGAUUAGUUGCCUAAAAUGUAAUUCACUAUGAGGAAUGGUUUUCGUUGAAAUGUUAACUUUGGCUCGUCAUUCUUUUACAAAAAUUUUAUAUAGAAAA
Scylla paramamosain (green mud crab) is the source of this 7930-nucleotide messenger RNA. RefSeq names its product pre-mRNA-processing-splicing factor 8 (gene Prp8). Gene Ontology annotation, biological process: spliceosomal tri-snRNP complex assembly; mRNA splicing, via spliceosome. The record is from RefSeq and is a predicted model, not a curated record. Lineage: Eukaryota; Metazoa; Arthropoda; Malacostraca; Decapoda; Portunidae. Gene Ontology annotation, molecular function: U1 snRNA binding; protein binding; U6 snRNA binding. Gene Ontology annotation, cellular component: catalytic step 2 spliceosome; U5 snRNP. The transcript has 8 exons. Bases 152 to 7279 code for a protein of 2375 amino acids.